CCUGUCAGUCUGGCCGUUUCCAGGGAGACGGGAAAAAAACAGCCCGGAGGCCAACACCAGCCGGAGAUCAGCUCUCGGGAGUCGGAGGAGGACGGAGAGACGGACGGGCGACUGUCGCAGGUACCCCGGAGCCUGGUGGAGGAUGUAGAUACAUAACACAACAUGGAGAAGUAUGAGAAGAUAUUAAAAAUCGGCCGAGGCGCAACAGCUGAGGUUUUUCUUAUGAGGAAUACAGAGACCAAAAAAACAUAUGCUGUGAAAAAAAUUAAAGUAGACGCAUCUAAGCGUACCAGAACUAAAGAGUCUAUCCUUCGCGAAGCAGUUAUCAUGGGCAAACUUAUCCACCCAAAUGUUGUUGUGUGUCAUGAAUACUUCUGUGACCCGGAGGAUGAAUUUGUAUUUAUCGUCGAAGAUUAUUGUGACGGAGGGACGCUAGAUGACCACAUCAAGCAAAGGAACGGUGUCCUCAUUCCAGAAGACACCAUCAUGGACUUGUUUAUUCAGUUGACGAUGGCCAUUCAAUAUAUCCAUUCCUUGAAAAUUCUUCACAGAGAUAUCAAAGCUUCAAACGUCUUCCUCACCAAAAAGGGCACAAUUCGGCUUGGGGAUUUCGGUAUCUCCAAGAUUAUGUCUAACACUAUGGAUAUGGCAAGCACGUGCGUGGGAACGCCCUAUUAUCUCAGUCCAGAGAUGUGCCAAGACGUGCCGUAUAGUUCCAAGUCAGAUAUUUGGGCUCUUGGAUGUUUACUUUAUGAAAUGUGUAACUUGAAACCAGCUUUUGAUGCAACGAACUUAUUAAGUCUGUUUUUCAAAAUUGUGAGAGAGAAUUAUGCCCCCCUGGCAGACUUCUACUCCACCGAAUUACAUCUGUUGGUUAAAACCAUUCUGGACAAAUGCCCUGAAACUAGACCUAGUGCAAAUAGCAUUCUAUGUUUUCCCUUUGUUCAGGAACAUUUAAAACAAUUCAUACAGAAACAUGAGUUUUAUUUAUAUAAGCAAACUUUGGAGAAGAAAGACAAAGAAGACUUUGGUUCAUCGGAAAUUCGGAGCAAGACAUCCAUGGCCUACCAUGAUGUUUCUAAAGAAGACUAUCGAUCGAAAUCUGCUCCACCAAGCUCUCACAGACUAUUGGUUGGUUCUUGUGAAUUGUGGGAUUCUGAGGAAUUAUCGGGUACCGCCGAUGGAUCUGACUACUCUGAGGACUUUGACAAAGACAGUUUGGCCUCUGUUGAGGAAGACCUGGAUGUGGAAACUUGUCAGAAUGAGGAGAUUCCAGAGGAGCUUGGUAUUGCUGGUGAUGAAGGGCCUGAUGAAUACCCUGAUGAUUUUGAAGAGGCUGAAGGAAACACUCUGGAAAUGAUGGUGAACCAUGCUCGCUCAGUAAUGGAUGUGUCUGCUGAUAAUGACAGCUUCCAUGAUGAUCAAGAAGAUGAGGGCGUCCAUACUUUGUCAGAAACACUAAAGACACUUUGCCAGCAGUGUAUAGAUAACGUUGGUCCAACCUUGUACAAUGAGCUCUCCAGUCAUUUCCUAAAAGGACUGACACCAGAAGAUCUUCAGCCCCAGUUUGAACACAAGAUGGGUCCAGACAGACUUGAGACAUGCUACCUUGUCUUCAACAUGGAUCCGGAUGCUUCCAGUCCCACAUUGGAGUGAUUGCCCAUUGGACAUUUUCCAUAGUCGAAAUGUUGAAAAGCGCCACACCAAGUGCCGAUUAUUAUCAUACUUUAGGUUAUUGGUUCUGUUUGUAAAACGUGAAGGAACUUUUCUCUUGAAUGUAUUUGUGAAUAUGUAUUUGUACCGCAUCAAUGAACUCUACUGUUACAUAAUGUGCUGUUUCUAACCAGUUGGUACAGAGCACAAAGUUAAAUACUAAAAAGUUCAGUUUUUAGAUCUUC
Molecule: messenger RNA, 1898 nt
Organism: Rana temporaria (common frog)
Lineage: Eukaryota; Metazoa; Chordata; Amphibia; Anura; Ranidae
Product: serine/threonine-protein kinase Nek1-like
Exons: 4
Coding region: 163-1656 (497 amino acids)
Biological process (GO): protein phosphorylation
Molecular function (GO): protein kinase activity; ATP binding
Source: RefSeq, a predicted model, not a curated record